UUGGAAAAAGCGAACGACGCGUCCUGCCGUGCGUGCUGCAGAAAAACAAUUAAAAAAAGUACGCGGGGUUUCGCUGGACAAGUGCUGUGCGGUGGAAUAUACUGUGGGCCGACUGGUUGGCGUUGGUGAUCAGCAACCGGGUCCAGUUGCGUUGAGUGGUGGAGCCGUGCGUGCGUGAACAAAUUCAUGCCCGGUAUUUUUCCUGCCCUGAGAAGCAGUGCACGCAAAGGACAACGGGACGGAAACGUAUAUGUGUGUGAUAGUGUGUGCCGUUUGGGAUAACUCUGUUGAGGAGCAUUGUUCGUCGGAAAACUGUUCCCAAGACCACCAACCGGUCACAAUACCAUUGAUGCCCAGUAGUGUACAGUCAAUGCCAGCGGAUCAAAUUAUUUUAGCUUCUUGCACAUGCCUGUGCUAAUGCGUGAGUGUGUGUGUAGGAAGAGGAAUAACUGAUCACACUAUCGAUGUUAUCUGAAGAAACGUCACAGUGGCCAAAAACAGCAGCAGCAAGAAGAGAGCGAACACGUGAAGAGUAAACAACUGCGACGGACGCGGCGGAAGCAGUGAGAGUGCGUGCGUGUGUUUGACUGGUGCUACGAUACGUGCGCGUGCGUGUGUAUGUGUGAAUUUCUUAUUUGAAUACCCCGGCGUAUCGUUUGCGCGUGGUUCUGCGGUCUCAAUUGUUUCUUAUGCCGCCGAAGAAAGAAGGGAUCGCCAGGCGGCGCCAGUUUAUUUUGGAUCACUAGAAAUUAAGCGUAAAUUAAGUACACAGCCGGUCAUAGCAGCAAAAGAUCUAGUACACACCUUUCGCGUAGGGUGUCUCGUGUGCGCGGGAGUGUGUCGGCACCAGCGUGUAUGCGCUCGUGCUUGUUUACGCGUGAGUGAGAGUGUGUAUGUGCGUUUGCCGCUGUCAGCAGUGCGUUGUGUGGAAGCAGCAAAGUAAAAGGUGCAUUGUUUAUGUUCACGGGAUAAAGAGAGAGUGUGAGAGAGAGAGAGAUAGAGAGGGAGAGCAAGUGAGCAAGAGGGUAAUGAUGUGAAAAAGCUGCACGAUUUUUGUCGUUUGAGUCACCUUUCUCGUUAGCGGCGUUGUGUGAAUGUGUGAAAGAAUUUCCCAUUCCUGUAAAGGUGUACAUAGAAGGACGCAUAACCCGCAAAAGUACGGCAGUCGGCAAAAAAGCAGAGGUGAUAUCAGGGUUUAAGGGACGUGAUAUGGUAUAUGGUGUAUGCAGCUAUGCAGUAAGAAGAGCAUAAAUUGUACCGAAGAAAGUACCCAAGGAAGCUGCCGCAGCUCUGUUGUGCGGAAAAAGUGAUAACGUCAAAAGAACUAAUCUCAUUCGACAGGAAGACUUAGCAUCGCGGUGUUCGUGUAGGAUCUUCCUUGACAAGCGCCUUUUUUUAAGGCGCCAGUGUGCGUGUGUGAGUGUGGUUUUGCAAAAAGGUAUCGCUAAACAACCAUCAGCAACUAUGACAACCAACAUGUAUCGUGUCGGAGACUAUGUCUACGUGGAGACAUCAUCUACGACACCGUUCCAGAUUCGGCGCAUCGAUGAGUUGAACAAAACACCGAACGGCAACGUUGAAGCGAAAGUGAUGUGCUUCUACAGGCGAAGGGAUCUUCCGACACCGCUCGUGCAAUUAGCCGAUAAGCACCAGAUGGCCACAUCCGAGGACUCCCCGGCGGCAAUGAAGCUGAAGAAGAUGUGGCUCAAGACACCCGUCAGUGAAGAGCAGGCCGCCCAGGCGGUGCUAGAUCCUGCCCUAGUUGCUUUGGAGGAGGAGCGUAACAACAGUCCCAACAGUGGUACAGGCGGGGGCGAACGUGGGGAGCAUCUGAACCCGAAGCAACGGCACCAGAUGAAGCAGCGGGAACUGUUCCUGUCGCGCCAAGUCGAAACACUUCCUGCCACUCAGAUACGGGGCAAAUGCUCCGUAACGCUGCUAAACGAAGAGGAAUCAUUGCUCAGUUACUUGAACAAAGACGAUACCUUUUUUUACUGUCUCGUGUUCGACCCAACGCAGAAAACGUUGCUCGCGGACAAGGGCGAGAUUCGUGUCGGUGCACGCUAUCAGACGGAUCUGCAGCAAAUGCUGAAACCGGGCGAAAAGGACGAUCGCAACAUAGAGGAGCUUGAGACGCUUGUGUGGACGCCGCAACAUUCGCUUACGGACAAGAAGAUCGAUCAGUUUUUGGUAGUGUCCCGAUCGGUUGGCACCUUUGCGAGGGCACUAGACUGUACUAGCUCUGUCAAGCAACCGUCCCUACAUAUGUCUGCAGCAGCUGCAAGCCGUGAUAUUACCUUAUUUCAUGCAAUGGACACGCUCCAUAAACACAACUAUUCGAUAGAGACUGCAAUGUGUUCGCUGGUUCCAUCGAGCGGGCCAGUUCUUUGCCGGGACGAGAUGGAGGAAUGGAGCGCCUCGGAAGCGAAUCUGUUUGAAGAUGCGCUCGAUAAGUACGGCAAGGACUUUAACGACAUUAGAAACGACUUUCUUCCGUGGAAAACUCUGAAAAGCAUAGUUGAAUACUACUAUAUGUGGAAAACGACGGAUCGCUACGUGCAGCAGAAGCGUGUAAAAGCGGUCGAGGCGGAAUCCAAGUUGAAACAGGUCUACAUUCCGAACUACACCAAACCGAGCCCGGCAUUGAUAACAAACAACAACAAGGGUAUAUUGAACGGAAAUUCAAACGGCGGCAGCGUGGACAUGCUGAUGUAUAGCAGCACCAAGGCAUGUGAAUCUUGUGCUACUAUGGCUUCGCAGCAGUGGUACUCUUGGGGUCCAGCGCACCUUAACAAUCGGCUGUGUCAGAACUGUUGGAACUAUUGGAAGCGUUACGGAGGCCUUAAAGUUGCAUCUAGGCUAGCGGACAACGGGGAGGUCGAUCCGGUGGCCACGAUCAACACCAGUAGCAGCAACGCGUCACCGGUUUCGCUGAAGAAGCGAAACCCCGGCAGCGAUAUCGAUGAUGAUCUUACAAUUGUGGCUAGUACCGGGCCAAUCGGAGGUCUCAGUGGGGUAACUCCCGCUGCUGCGUCUCCUGGUGGUUUAAGUAAUCACCGACCUCACAGCCCUUCGUUUAAAUGUUCCAUUGUGAACUGCGGUAAGGAAUUCAAGCUGAAGGCUCACCUGGCAAGGCACUACGCACAAGCCCAUGGCAUACAGAUACGAUCCGGUUCGCCUCGACCCAUUAUGAAGACGCGAACGGCAUUCUAUCUACACACGACCCUUACGACCCGACUGUCCCGCCGGUUAUGUCGACACAUCAUACGAUCGAAAAAGGCCGCUCGUCAACCCUCUUACGCGAUUAACAUUGCCAGUGUUAAGCAAGAGUUUGCAAACGCGGAAUCUGGAAAAAGUAUAACAGAGAUCCGACGGUUGCUUACGUUCCGGAAGAAAGAUCGUGGCAGCGUUACACAAAUCGCAAAUCGGCUCGGCAAUCCGGGUGUCAGUGUUAACGAAUGGUUGAUACUAACGCCGAAGGAGAACAUGCCGAAACCGGACGUGGUAGCGUUUCCAAAACCACCGAAAGCCCCCGACGGUACGCUGUUAUACGAUCGGAUACCAAAUAAAGGUGAAGAGGCAGGUAAACCGCCAAAUGCGGUCACCACGUCGGCGCCAGGGGUGCUUGGUGGAGCAGCGACGCUUCCUGGAACGGUCGGUGGGGCUCUCAGUGGUAAAUUAGCACCGUUGGUCGGUUCUGGCGGUUUGGCUGUAACACCGAUUGUCGUGGGAGGCAGCAACAACACUUCUGCAUCAGCAUCAGCCUGUUCUGCAUCAGUCGGUGGUGGAAGUACCGGCAGUUCCGGUUCUACGUCUGGUGGUGUUGCCGGCAGUGGUAUGCCAGCGAUCAAUCUACAUGCGAGUGCUUUGACAUCUAAUAGUUCACCGAGUGGCGCGGGUGUUUCCGCUGGUAGCAGCUUAGGAUCCUCUGGGGCGACGUCAUUGAAGCGUCGAACGUACGAAGAUGCGAAUGGAAUCGACGCCACCAUAGCACCACCGGCCAAGCGACCGAAUAAGGAUCCAAGGCCAUCGCAUCGGCCUACUCCAGAGCAAUAUGCGGCAAUGAUUGCAGCCGCGCAAUCUGCUGGACAGCCUCUUCCCCGACACCAUAUGAAUGGAAAACCAAAAAUUGCCCAAAUGGCUCGAACUGGUUCCGGACGAAAACAGGUGAUCAGCUGGAACGAUGCGCCGGAUGAUGUCUUUUACCGUUCCACCAAAGCUGGCCGCAAAUUGCGGCGGGAAAUUCCAAUAGUAGAGUUGCGUCGAGCUGCGCGGAAACCUUGGCGAAAUCUGCAUCCUAAGUACUCGGCGAUCGUGGCUGCCCUCUUGCCAGUGGCAUCUACGGCACCUAGUCUACCAGCACAGCUUACAGCCCAGUUGGGACAUGCAGCGCAACUAGCGGCGGCCAAUGCGGGGCAACAUCCCAAUUCGGCUAACCUAAACCUAAAUCUCAAUUCAGCGGCCGUUGCUGCUGCGGCGGCGGCCCUGGCUGGUGUUCAUCCACUAUCAGCGGCUUCAACGCUUGCCCUGAGCGGAACGUUAGGAGGUGCAGGAGGUUCUGUUAUAUCGCCAGUCGGAGGGGUACCUUCGUUGUCUGGAGGAUCCACCGGAGCAUCGUUAAUGUCUUCCGGGGCAGCUGGUUUGACGAACAGCAGCAGUACUAACAACAGUGGCAGUAGCAGCAGCGUCGUCAGCAACAGCAGCAGUAGCGGUGGUGGUGGUGGUGGUGUGGUCGCUACCGAUAGCAAUAAAAGUGAUCUACAGGUUGUAAUCCUAGACUGA
Anopheles moucheti is the source of this 4782-nucleotide messenger RNA. It is a transcript of the gene MTA1-like, whose product is annotated as metastasis-associated protein MTA1. Gene Ontology annotation, biological process: negative regulation of transcription by RNA polymerase II. The transcript is spliced from 14 exons. Gene Ontology annotation, cellular component: nucleoplasm; NuRD complex. NCBI's taxonomy places the organism in Eukaryota, Metazoa, Arthropoda, Insecta, Diptera, Culicidae. The record is from RefSeq and is a predicted model, not a curated record. The coding region runs from base 1465 to 4782 and encodes 1105 amino acids. Gene Ontology annotation, molecular function: histone deacetylase binding; chromatin binding; transcription corepressor activity.